This is a messenger RNA of Topomyia yanbarensis, 3858 nucleotides long. RefSeq lists its product as uncharacterized. The coding region runs from base 847 to 3531 and encodes 894 amino acids. Lineage: Eukaryota; Metazoa; Arthropoda; Insecta; Diptera; Culicidae. Gene Ontology annotation, cellular component: plasma membrane. The transcript is spliced from 4 exons. Gene Ontology annotation, molecular function: protein binding. The record is from RefSeq and is a predicted model, not a curated record.
GAGAGGAUCGCAGAGAGUCACCGCAUGUGAGACAACGCAUGGCGCAAAACCAACAUCCAAAUCGACCAAGCCCACACGAAAAGCGGCGGACAGCACUGUCGUGGGGCAAAACAGAAAAUACAACACACAACAGCAGCGGCAGUUAUAGUGACGGAACGGGGGAAAAAACUUCGGUUCCAACUCAACCAACGCAAGAGCUUUAGAGUCAGUCGCUAAUGCGCCGCUGAAACGCGAUCAUCGAUAUAGGAACGACACCGCGGGGUACGAUCAUUGUUACGCUCACACCGGUGGGACGGAGACGAGAGCUCUUAUCAGCUGAUACGCGCCAUGGGAUGUUAACAGCUCAACUAAGGUGUUUGAUACCUACUGGCAGAGGUGCAACAAAUGAGCUGUCGUUAGUGAGUUUUUACAAAUGAUUGGUAGUUUGUCAAUUGUUGUGCAGUGCCGCGUAAGAAAAGUUGGAAAUGUUAAUCGUUACGAAGACAACUUUCGAAUGGUGACCUGAAGUAGCAAAACAGUUGACAAGGAGCGAAUGCCUUUCUCGGUGGUUUGUUGAUAUCAGCUCGUGAUAUGCUAAUGUUUCACCAUUGCUGCUGUGGAAUGGAAAGAAGGGCGGGCGUUCGGUGUUGCAAUGCAGUGUAGAUGAAUUGUUGUUUAUAGUUUAUAACAAGUGUUAUCAAAGGAAAAUCAGAAGCUGAAGUGAAGUCUAAUAAAAAGUGUCAAGAUACGUACAGUAUGAGAAUUAAACAUGCGUUCAUAUUAGCACGUAAAUCGUUUUCUGUUACAACAACCGCAUCGUCGCGCGUGCGAUUUCAAUUGCGUUGGUGGAGGAGAAGGCGUUGAUUGAUGGGUACCUCCACUGCCGGGAAGCAAGAUAUGGCCAUCGGGGAUCGGCUGUACCGGGAGAACCGGUCCUCGAGUCGAAGACCAACUCCUCCGCAGCAAACGGCAUCAUCGGAUCAUGGUGCCGUACACCGCCGACGAAGCGACAGUUUCAUCGCCUGUGUGGGGCCACAAUCGUCAAGAUUUCACAUAAUCCUCUGCCUAUUCAUCUCCCAGCUGAUGACGGCAACCUACGGAGCGGAGUUCAUGACAGCAGGUGUUGCCGGCGGAGGUCGUUCUUUCAGCAUCAACACCCCGCAUCAGAAGGACCAAAGCUCCUCCUUUACAAACGAGUCUAGUUUAGAUAGGAUUAAUUCAGCGUCACCUUUAGUCAUCGAUAGUAGCAGUAUUAAUGGUAGCACUAGUAUAGUAAACACUAAUAGUAGCAUAAGCACUAACCAAAGAAAGCAGGCUGCAAUAAACCAAGGCAGUGCCAAGGAAGCAUUCGGCAUUACGUGGAAUGCGCUGAAGUACGUCAAUAAGGGAGAGUUUGGAAAGAAGCGAUUCGACAAGAAAUCGAUCCUGGUUACGCCUCAGGCGGUGGACAUGGCCGACUGGCAGUGUCCCAAUAUUAGUCAGAAUGCCAAUUUAGAAUGUGGCUGUGAUAUGCCUCACACACUAAGAUGUCGAGGGGAUUUACACGGACUGGAACUGAUAGCUGAAGGCCUUCGAGCGUCCAGGUAUUCUGUGUCGCUGCUGGAUUGUACGCUGAAAAAUGUUACUGUCUUGAGUGAUGCAAAUAUCUUCAAGAACGUGUCGUUACAAGGGUUGGUCAUAUCUUCGGGAGAAAUUAAACGGGUUCACAGAAUGGCGUUCGCAGGCAUCAAAAACUCGUUGCAAGCAUUAGGACUACCAAACAACGCUUUGUUAGGUGUACCAAUGCAGUCAUUUGUGACGCUUCCCCAGCUAGACCGAUUGGAUCUAUCAAAUAACAAAAUCAAGUCAAUCCAGAACACAGAUUUCAUCUCACUUUCGAAGUUAUCUUAUCUGGAACUGAGUGAGAACCAAAUUUCAUACAUUGCACCCAAAAGUUUUAUGCCGCUUAGAAAUUUGAUUCACUUGAAACUGAACGGAAACAGACUGGGAGAAACCCCAGAAAGUAUGAAAUCUCUAGAACCAUGCCUGAAUCUCAGAGAACUGGAUCUUCGUUCGAACACUAUUCGUGGGCCGCUGCGAAAUACAACUCUACCCGUGAUCAAAGGUUUGGAAAUCUUGAAUCUGGAUAAAAAUUCGAUAUCCAGCAUUAUGAACGGUGCCCUAGAAGAUCUGGCGUAUCUGCAGAUGCUAUCACUUCGACACAAUCAAAUUGAUGUGCUGCAGGAUCAUGCAUUCUCUGGUCUGGCGUCGCUUCAAGUUUUGGAUCUUGGCCAUAAUGGAAUUAUCGCCAUCUCCGGAUCAUCACUGAAACAUCUGCCGAGGCUAAUAGUUUUGGAUCUCACACACAACUUUCUUCGAGCUUUGACGUCUGACAUCGUUUCGCCGUUGCCUUCGCUUAAAGAGCUACGUCUGGAUGGGAAUGACAUUUCCAUCAUCGCCCAGAAUGCGUUGUAUAAUGCAUCCGAACUACAUAGUCUAUCCUUGGAAAACAAUCCACUUGCUUGCGAUUGCUCGAUGAGGCCAUUUGCCGAAUGGCUGGCUACUUCGCGUAUAGCUUCCCAGGAUGUUCUUGGAGCCGUUUGUGCCACACCGCCUCAUCUGGAGGGGGCAUCGUUACUGCAAAUCACAGUAGAGUCCAUGAACUGUAAUGGUAGUGGAAAAGACAAAACUGACGAGAGUACCUUCAAAACGAUCGAGGUUAUGUUGAAGCUUAAGAACAACGAGUCCUACAUACGGGAUAUCACCGACGAAGUUCAGCUCAGAGGGAUCAAUUUCACCGACGAGAGCGAUGUGUUCUUACACUGGAGAAUGCAGACGGACGACUACUCGUGUCGGUUCGUGUACGUUUUUCACGACGAUGAUCCGGAGAACGUUCUGUUCGAGUCGGAGGUAUCCUGCCUUCAAGCACCGGAAAUGGCGAAUGCUACUGAUUAUACUUUCGUUACCAAGCUGAUCGGAGCGUACGAUCUUCAAAGCGAGCUGAGCUACAAGUUUUGCCUCAUAAUGAAAGAAGACAUCUCCAAGGAUGAAUUCCUCGGAUCAUGUCAGAUGACGAUUCUUCCGGUGCCGUACGUCAACCGAACAAAGAACAAGUCCAUCAAGAAGGAGCUGGUUCAGAUAAACGAUCCACGCAGUUUGCCACUCGCACCAGCGGAAGAAACCGACGGGGAAACGGAUAUUUCCGAUUUAAAUCGCAUUGCAGAAGCGGACCGGCAGGCGGACGAAGCGGACAGAGCCGGUGCGUACUACGACGAAAUGUUUGGCGGAAGAACGGCUGCUGAGGAGGCAUUCAAUCGAAUGCGGUUGGAGGAGGACGAAGCUGCACGGUUGCCGUCGGUUGGUGCCAGCAGGAUAUUGUUGGAAGGACUGGGUACGAUUAUUGUUCUCACCAGCUUGAUGGCAUUCAUUUGGGCGUUUAUCCGAUUGAAAAGUGGCCAGCGUAACAUUCCGUCGAUGAGCACAUGCUAUACGGUGGAUGACAGAAGGGGAGCACUGCAGGAAAUCGAAAGCAGAAGUCGAUACUUUAAGUUACAGGCUACCACUACUUUAUGAUCAAUGGAAUAGGGAUAGUGUGUGGUGUCGUUCUACAAUACUAGGUAAAAGUUCUCGACUCUACGCUGAGAUGUCUCAGUUGAAUUGUUAUUAUUGCUAGGUUAGAAUUCUAAUCUUGGUAAUUUCGAGAAACUAUAUGGUAUUGUUACGUUUUGUAAAUAUUUCUCGAAAACAAAAGUAUUUAUACACUUUCAAAAAUUACCAACUUCAUUAGUAGGUUUGUGAAUUGAUGGAUUACCAUUACCAAGCUUUCGAUACUAGAUUUCAAACACCGUUUGUGCCAUUUCGUGUAACAUGUUUUGUAAAUAAAGCAAUUAUAAUAUUAUA